UUCGAGUCCUGUCUGAUGUAUAGAACCGUAAUUAGGUUAGCCAUUAGGUAUUAUGUUUGUCAGUAAAAGUGGAGUGGAAAGUAGAAUAGUGAAUUUAAAUGAUUUCAUAAUAAUUAUGGUGGAUUAGUUUUGUUUGACGCAGUUGUAUUUUGUAGUUGUUAAACAAACUUUGUGAAGUGUUGCUUUGAACUGAAGCGCUUGUUUCCAGAUUUCAUCAUUUCAAUCAAAAUUAGGCAUAAAACACAGAAUGGGUUGCGGUUCAUCAACCACAGCGGUUCCUGUGACGGAGGAGACCGCGAAUGGUGCAGCGAAGACCUCGAACGGAGCUGGAGUGAAGGGUCACCACCAUGACGAUCAUGACGACUUGCCGACCGUUGUACUUCCUGAGACACCAGUUUUACCUAAACCACCGGUGGCCUUCGAGAUUCCAGUUGAAGAGUUCGAUGGGACGAAGCGCGCGUCCACUCCACCUGCUCACCUGCAGAGGCUGCUCCAACCUGUACAGCCUGACAUCAGCCUGCCUGAUAUAGAGGAGAAGUUGGCUGAAGCUGAACAGAGGAGACAAAGUAUCCUGCAAGCGAGAGCUGCGUCUGCGCAGAAGAGAGCACAGAAAAUUAUGAAGAGUGUCCAAGAGAUGGACAGGCUUGACUCGGAACAUGAACACUCAGAGCCUACAAAACAUGUGACGAACAGUCUAACCAUCCCACCAGAGCCUGGCGUGUGUGAAGAUAAAAAUAUUUGAUAGAUUAGAUGCUAUGAAUCAGAAAUCAACUCACGAGAAUAGGAAACAUGUUUAAAAUUAUCGGGCAUAACAAAAAAAAUGCAAUAAUAAUCAGUCAUGAUCAUCGUCAAGUGCACUUCCAUACAAACGCAAAUAUAAGACC
This is a messenger RNA of Spodoptera litura, 884 nucleotides long. RefSeq lists its product as uncharacterized. The record is from RefSeq and is a predicted model, not a curated record. Gene Ontology annotation, biological process: regulation of microtubule polymerization or depolymerization. Lineage: Eukaryota; Metazoa; Arthropoda; Insecta; Lepidoptera; Noctuidae.